Chaetomium strumarium is the source of this 1774-nucleotide messenger RNA. RefSeq lists its product as uncharacterized. Gene Ontology annotation, molecular function: protein binding. Lineage: Eukaryota; Fungi; Ascomycota; Sordariomycetes; Sordariales; Chaetomiaceae. The coding region runs from base 242 to 1540 and encodes 432 amino acids. The record is from RefSeq and is a predicted model, not a curated record. The transcript is spliced from 4 exons.
UGACAAGAUGCAGUACAUGCGGCUGGGAGUUUAUCCGAUCGCCCAGAGACUGAGCUCUGCGGCCUUGGUUCUGCCAUGCUGUCCUAUUUGGCUGAAAGUUAAGGACUAUGAUUUGUUUCGUUUCCCUCUGCUCUUUGUUUGAUUUGGGUUUAUCACUCAACACAGUCAUAUAUCCUUUCUUUCUUCCCUUAGACUACUUCAACAGGUUUUGUCAGCUGCUAGUCAUCCUUUUCGACACACGAUGACCGCUGGGUCCAAUAGCCGAUGCCGCACCCGCAACAUUGGGUUAGCCACAUUUUCUCUGCUCAAUCUUUUACAGGCGUUGGCAGUGGCGAGCCUAAGUCCUCGGCGAAACUGGACCAUUUGUUCCAAGAGCAUACAUGAAGAGCCUUUGCCUUUGCAACAAGAGCAGCAAGCCUGUCCAAUCCCAAGUGACUGGGCUCCUUGGUCGCCCCGCCCGUCCUGUGUCCAGCCGAGUCACGAGUAUGAUUCCGAGCCAACUGACUGUCUUUUUACCUUUCCGACCUUCCGGGGCAACCAGGGGAUCAGCCUGAUAACCACACCUCAUAUCGCGGCGAGCAUUGUCGAUACACUUGACGAUUCGCGCGCGUCGGCCGGGCUCAGACCAAACCACUCGAACUUGAGACAGGAGCGGGAAAAUAAGACGGCAGCGUAUGAAAUUCGAGACCUGCCAGGCCGCGGAAAGGGGCUUGUAGCAAAGCGAAGGUUUGCCAGGCAUGAAACUAUCAUGGUCGGCUUCCCUGUUUUGAUUGUCAGAUUGGACUUCAUCAACGAAGAUCGCUAUAGCCGGCGGCAAAAACAAACCAUGAUGGAGAGAAGUGUGAAGCAGCUUCCUCAGGGGCAGCAGGAGGCUGUUCUGGCGCUGCAACGGAACACAGGCGGAGAACCAAUCCUGGACACCCUCCGCACCAACGGUUUUGGCAUCGAGAUCGGGGGAGCCCAGCAUCUCGCAUUGUUCACAGAAGGUUCGAGAGUCAAUCAUAACUGCCGCCCCAAUGCCUUCUGGCGCUAUAUUAACAGCAAGAUGGCGAUGGAAGUUGUGGCGCUCCGAGAUAUCCGACCCGGCGAGGAAAUCGCACACAGCUACGCACCUCUCGGAUACACUUAUGCGGAGCGCAAGGCUGUGCUUCAGGCAUGGGGCUUUCGCUGUACAUGCGCUUUGUGCUCAGCACCCCGCGAGGAGAGGGAACUCUCGGACAGCCGGCGAGAACGAAUACUUGAAAUUCACCAGACCUUGGGUCAGGCGUCGGGGCUAAGGGAUCGUCGGGUUGACGAGCUUGUACUCGAGGCAACCAGGCUGGUUGAGUUGGAAGAGCUUCAUCCGCAGCUUGUUGAGUACUAUCAGCAGUUUGCGAAAGCGUAUCUAAUGACCGGCAACCUUCGACGAGCGCGCGAGUUCAUCGCUGAGGCUGACAAGAUGUGGCAGUUGUAUGGAGGUGAGGAACAUGAAAACGUGGAUGGUAUGCGAGAGUUAUGGCGCAUAUUAGAGGAGGUAGAAGCGGAUGCUUUAGACUCUUAGACUCUUAUUAGACUCUUAGAAGCUACGAUGAAAAAGACGAUGUCGUCAGAGACGAAUGUUCUAAGAGGGAGGACAGAACUGAACUUGGCCAAGCAAUUCGCCGGAGAGGAGGACAAAUUCAUUUUUAUGGAGGACAGUUAUUAAAAUUCAUGGCGCAUCGUGUACCACAUCGUCACUAACACUGCGAGUCAGGAGCGGGACACUCUUCGCUGUUCUCUGCCUUGCAGGCCCGAG